Messenger RNA from Zalophus californianus (California sea lion), 2760 nucleotides. It is a transcript of the gene VILL, whose product is annotated as villin like. NCBI's taxonomy places the organism in Eukaryota, Metazoa, Chordata, Mammalia, Carnivora, Otariidae. Gene Ontology annotation, molecular function: phosphatidylinositol-4,5-bisphosphate binding; actin filament binding. Gene Ontology annotation, biological process: actin filament severing; barbed-end actin filament capping; cytoskeleton organization. Gene Ontology annotation, cellular component: cytoplasm; actin cytoskeleton. The record is from RefSeq and is a predicted model, not a curated record.
AUGGUGCCAGUCCCCGCGAGGGCUUAUGGGAACUUCUUCGAGGAACACUGCUACAUUGUCCUCCACGUGAGCAUGUGGAAGUCUGCCCGGCGUGGGGGCUGGGAGGCCUGGGUGACUCUCUUCUCGAGAGCCCAUUCCCUCCUCAGCUAUAGAAAAGGAGGCCUGGCCUCUGCCCUCAGGCAUGUGGAGACCAACAUAUACAACAUCCAGCGACUGCUGCGCAUCCAAGGGAGGAAGCAUGCGUCAGCCACAGAGGUGGAGCUCUCUUGGAACAGCUUUAAUAAGGGUGACAUCUUCCUGCUGGACCUGGGCAAGGUGAUGAUCCAGUGGAAUGGGCCCGAGGCCAGCAUUUCUGAGAAGGCAAGGGGCCUGACCCUGACCUGCAGCCUCCAGGACAGGGAGCGUGGUGGUCAUGCCCAGAUUGGUGUGGUGGAUGACGAGGUCGAAGCCACUGACCUCAUGCAGGUCAUGGAAGCUGGGCUGGGCUGCAGAGUGGGCAACCUGCAUGCCACCCUGCCCAACAAGAGUAUUAGCCAGCUGCAGAAGGCCAGUGUCCGCCUCUACCAUGUUUGUGAGAAGGAUGAGGACUUGGUGAUCCAGGAGUUGGCGACCUGCCCACUAACCCAAGACCUACUGCAGGAGGAGGAUUACUACAUCCUGGACCAGGGUGGUUUCAAGAUCUAUGUGUGGCAGGGACGCAUGUCUGACCUCCAAGAGAAAAAGGCUGCCUUCAGCCGGGCUCUGGCCUUCAUCCAGGCCAAAGGCUGUCCGACCUACACCAACGUGGAGGUGGUGAACGACGGCGCCGAGUCGGCCGCAUUCAAACAAACUUCGGUGGGAUGGGAGAGCCGGCUGGAUGAGGCCGGGGGGUGCGGCCGAGCCGGGGCGGGGCGUAGCCAAGGCGGAGCGGGGCCGGAGUGGGGUGGCCCCCAGAACCUCGGAGGGGAGAGUGGGCGUGGCGUGGCCUGCGGGGGCGGGACGUGGCCGGCGCGGGGCGGCACGCAGAACUUCGGUAAAUUGAUUCGGGUAAGGCUGGAUGUGGGCAAGCUGCACAGUCAGCCUGAACUAGCGGCCCAGCUCAGGAUGGUGGACGACGCCUCCGGGAAGGUGGAGGUAAGGGUUUUUAUCUGUAAAUGGCGGCGAAAACUAUGGCCCCAUCUGGCCCUUGGCUGGUGUGGGGAUGCUGUAAGAUUCUGGGAACAGGACUUCUGGGUUUCUAGUUCUUCAGUGACACUUGAGAAAAGAGAAUUUUCCCAAGAGCCCCGAAGCUGUGCGUCUUCAAGCCCCAGAGCUGAGGAUCUGAGAAUGGGAUCUAAGAGCUGCCCCAGGCCCUUACCACCCCCACCUGCAGGGCCACCAGGCCACCAGGCCACCACAUGUGAGAUCAACAUCCUGAACUGCCACCCCGAGGAGCUGGACCUCAUAUACCGUGGAGCCCUGGUGCAGGAACACGUCACCAUGGGUAGCGAGCCCCCUCACUUCCUCGCCAUCCUCCAGGGCCAGCUGGUGGUCUUCCAGGGGCACACGGGGCACAAUGGGAAGGGGCAGCCAGCACCUGCCACGAGGCUCUUCCAUGUGCAAGACACAGACAGCUACAACACCAGGACUGUGGAGGUGCCGGCCCGUGCCUCAGCUCUCAACUCCAGUGACAUUUUCUUGCUGGUCACAGCUAGCACCCGCUACCUCUGGUUUGGAAAGGGCUGCAGCGGUGACCAGCGUGAGAUGGCGCGGACGGUGGUCACUGCCAUCUCUGGGGAGAACAAGGAAACGGUGCUGGAGGGUCAGGGGCCUCCCCACUUCUGGGAGGCCCUGGGAGGCUGAGCUCCCUACCCCAGCAACAAGAGGCUUCCCGAGGACGUCUCCAGCUUCCAGCCACCUGAGUGCUCCAGCCAGAUGGGCUGCCUGGUCCUCACAGAAGUGGUGUUCUUUAGCCAAGAGGGCCUGGACAAGUAUGACAUCAUGUUACUGGACACCUGGCAGGAGAUCUUCCUGUGGCUUGGGGAAGCUGCCAGUGAGUGGAAGAAGGAGGCGGUGGCCUGGGGCCCGGAGUACCUGAAGACGCAUCCCGCAGGGAGGAGCCCCGCCACGCCCAUUGUGGUGAUCAAGGAGGGCCACGAGCCUCCCACCUUCACUGGAUGGUUCCUCACCUGGGACCCUUACAAGUGGACUAACAACCAGUCCUAUGAGGAGGUGGUGGAUGGCAGCCUGGGAGCAAAACCUGCCAUAGUUGAGAUAACAGCAGAACUCAACAACCUGCAGCUCUCUAGAGGGCCAAGCAAUGGCAGGGCAGGCCCCUUGACCCUGUGGGCCCUCAAGGGCUCCCAGGAGGGCUCAGGGAAUGAGCUGCAGCUAGGCCCCAAGGCCGGGGGCACCAGCACCGGCAGCUGCCACAGCAGCCCCAGACCCACCAUCAGUGGGAGCCUGCCCCGCGAACAGCUAAUGCAUCAGGCUGCCGAGGACCUGCCAGAGGGCGUGGACCCAGCCCACGAGGAGUUCUAUCUCUCCGACUCUGACUUCCAAGAUAUCUUUGGGAAAUCCAAGGAAGAAUUCUAUAGCAUGGCCAAGUGGAGGCAGCAGCAGGAGAAAAAGCAGCUUGGCUUGUUCUGACCCCAGGCCCUGCCCCUACCGGUGCCACCCACAUGGCCAGCACCUCCACGGGUACCUUCCCAACACAUACCUGAGACCCCUGGGAGACCCCGCUGGCAAAGCCUAGCUGGAGACUCCCGGGUCAACCCCUCCACCCUGGUCAAUAAAAGCUGG